Molecule: messenger RNA, 1113 nt
Organism: Melanotaenia boesemani (Boeseman's rainbowfish)
Lineage: Eukaryota; Metazoa; Chordata; Actinopteri; Atheriniformes; Melanotaeniidae
Gene: fam162a
Product: family with sequence similarity 162 member A
Exons: 5
Coding region: 114-560 (148 amino acids)
Biological process (GO): positive regulation of release of cytochrome c from mitochondria; neuron apoptotic process; cellular response to hypoxia
Cellular component (GO): mitochondrion
Source: RefSeq, a predicted model, not a curated record
UCUUAUUUGGACAGUUGACUUUCAGUUGUUGAAGGGGGCUGGAGUCUGAGUUCUUUGCAACGCAGUUUCGUGGUUUUGUAGCUACAUUGAAUCUAAGUCACUUUAUCAAAACCAUGGCUUUUCUCAGAUCCCGCAUUUUCACCGACGCUCUUUUCGGUCAAAGAUAUAGAGGGAUGUGCAAUAAACUUCAGGAGACCAAAUCAGAGUCUGCUCCUGCAGCGCCGGCACAAGCACCACGUCCCUCUUUCAAAGUUCCAGGCUACAGACCCACUGAAAUGGACAAGAAAAUUUUCAUCUGGUCAGGUCGGUUCAAGUCGGUAGACCAGAUACCAGAGGUUGUGUCGUUUGAAAUGAUUGAUGCUGCGAGGAACAAACUCAGAGUUAAAGCUGCCUAUUUUAUGAUGGCAGCCACAAUAGGAGCCUGUUUGUUGAUGGUAAUCUUAGGCAAAAGGGCUGCAGGCAGGCACGAGUCAUUGACAUCUCACAACAUGGAAAAGAAAGCCAGGUGGAGGGAGGAACUCCAGAGAGACAAAGACACUGUUACUGUGUCUGAAAAGUAAUGGAGAGAAACUCAUCCCAGCAAAGUCAUACCUGCCCGAACACUUGACAGAUAAUCCCCUUUUGUACUGUGCGUACCACAGCUAUCUUCUUGAGAAGAAUAUGUAUCAAAUAUCAGAGCAGUUAGUACAUUUUAGUAGUACUUUUUCCAAGCAGGAAAUUGGCCUUUAAACAAACAACCCCUUGCAAAGAUUAAUCUGCCAAGUGAUUGUGUUGGAAUGAGGUUAUAAACCGGCACUUAAUGAGUAAAAGUUAACAUUUGUAGUACUAGCAAUUUUGUUGUAUCAGUGGAAAACCAUGGUGUUAAAACCCAGUGCUUUUAGAAUUUAUUGGAGACAAUGGAUUCCAUGAUUGGAUCAUUGCACAGCUUGAGACAAGACUUGCAGGUCUUGUUUUUUCUGCCUUGUGAAGGCAUGCUCAUCUUCAGUUUUUACAAAACACGCAGUGGAUUAGACAUGAACGGUUCCUUGAUCUUGUUUAGAUGCUAAUAUGAUCACGUUUAUAACAUCUGUGUUUGUAAAUAGGGAUCACCAUAAAAAGGUUCAAUUAAGUAAU